AUGCACACAGUGGAGGUCGUGGUUUCUCUCCUGUUAGUCGUGAUCAUCGUGGUGUCGUUGCUGUCCAACGUUGUGGUGCUGAUUUGCUUUCUGUAUAACGCGGAGAUUCGUAAACAGGUGCCGGGCUUGUUCAUCCUCAACCUCACCUUCUGCAACCUGCUGCUCACAGUGUCCAACAUGCCCCUGACUCUUGGAGGACUCAUUUACAAGGGUCACCCGGGCGGGCACGGAUUUUGUCAGAUAGUGGGGUUCCUGGACACCUUUCUGACCACUAACUCGAUGCUGAGCAUGGCUGCUCUGAGCAUAGACCGGUGGGUGGCUGUGGUUUUCCCGCUUAGCUACCACUCCAGGAUCCGGCAUCGGGACGCCGUGAUGGCUCUCGGCUACACGUGGAUUCACUCGCUGUCCUUCUCUGUAGUAGCGUCGUGCCUCUCCUGGGUGGGAUACCAUCAACUCUAUGCCUCGUGCACCCUGUGCAACACCCGAGCGAGCGGCAUGAGGACUCAAUUUGUCAUCUACACGCUUGUUUUACACUCGGUCACGUUCCUGUUGUCUCUGGUCGUGCUCUGCGUAACGUAUCUCAAAGUGCUGAAAGUGGCGAGGUUUCACUGCAAACGCAUUGAUGUGAUCACCAUGCAGACGCUGGUGCUGCUUGUGGAUAUCCACCCGAGCGUCAGGCAGCGGUGUCUGGAGGAGCAGAAGAGGCGCAGGCAGAGGGCCACGAGGAAGAUCAGCACCUUCAUCGGCACGUUCGUGGUCUGCUUCACCCCCUAUGUCAUCACCAGGGUGAUGGAGCUGUUUGAGUGGUUUCCCAUCAGCCCUCACUGGGGCGUGGUGUGCAAGUGUCUGGCCUACAGCAAGGCGGCGUGCGACCCCUUCGUCUACUCCCUCCUGCGCCACCAGUACCGGAAGACCUGCCGCGACAUCCUGAACCGCCUGCUGCUGCGGAGACGCUCCCUCGCCACGCGCAGGCUGGAGAACGGCAGAGCCCGCAAGAGAGAGAAGGAGGACAGGACCAGAGAGGAGGAGAUGAAGGAGAAGGCCGAGGAGAAAGAGGAGACGGGAGAGACGGAGAGGAAAGCCAGGACGACGACAAAGAGCAAAACCAGGGAACUGAGUGGCACUACAAAAGGAACAGGGUAA
This is a messenger RNA of Sardina pilchardus (European sardine), 1143 nucleotides long. RefSeq names its product G protein-coupled receptor 26 (gene gpr26). Gene Ontology annotation, molecular function: G protein-coupled receptor activity. The transcript is spliced from 3 exons. Gene Ontology annotation, cellular component: membrane. Lineage: Eukaryota; Metazoa; Chordata; Actinopteri; Clupeiformes; Clupeidae. The record is from RefSeq and is a predicted model, not a curated record. Bases 1 to 1143 code for a protein of 380 amino acids. Gene Ontology annotation, biological process: adenylate cyclase-activating G protein-coupled receptor signaling pathway.